Molecule: messenger RNA, 618 nt
Organism: Acanthamoeba castellanii str. Neff
Lineage: Eukaryota; Discosea; Longamoebia; Acanthamoebidae
Exons: 6
Coding region: 1-618 (205 amino acids)
Source: RefSeq, a predicted model, not a curated record
AUGGAGCGACGGACACGAUGCCACCUUGCGCUCUUGCCCUAUCUUCUCCUCGUCGUGCUCGCCUCGCUUGUGGCGGCGAGCGAGGUGACGCCCUCGCCAGUAGCGCCGGCGGGGUUCGAUCACACUUUAUGGACACGCGUCCUCCAGUCCUACGCCUCCACUGCCAAGAUCGAUGGCAUACAGGAGACGGUGGUGGACUACGAGACCUUGCGUCGGCGAGCCGACCCCGACUUCGCCAACUACCUCGACAAGCUGGCCGACUUUGACCCCGCCACGCUGUCCGGCUCGCGAGAGGAGACGCUGGCCUUCUGGCUCCUCGAAACCCUCCACGAGGAGCUGGCGCACGUCACUGCCAACGUGCUCGAACUCUUCUGCCAUCGCGACUACCAGGGGUUCGCUUCGUUCUUCCAUGACGCGCUCCUUCUUAUUCAGGACCUCGGCGCCGUGUGGAAGCUGUACGAGAAGGGACACCAGAAGAAACAGGAAGCAGUGUACAUAGUGGCGUUCUCCAACUUCCUCGCGGCCUAUCCAGAGACCGGUCUCACCACCAACGCUGAUGGCGACAAGACCGGGUUUCUGUUGACCAUCACCGACCCAGUGGACGUUGCUUCCUGCUGA